Molecule: messenger RNA, 1988 nt
Organism: Cannabis sativa
Lineage: Eukaryota; Viridiplantae; Streptophyta; Magnoliopsida; Rosales; Cannabaceae
Product: rust resistance kinase Lr10-like
Exons: 5
Coding region: 482-1699 (405 amino acids)
Biological process (GO): protein phosphorylation
Molecular function (GO): protein kinase activity; ATP binding
Source: RefSeq, a predicted model, not a curated record
AGAAAUAGUAACCAGGAUUGGAGAGGAUGGGUUGUUUCGGUGGAGAAAAUUCAAAACUUACCCGAUUUCGGAGUACAUAAUAUUCUUAAUCUGUGAAAACAAGGUGUACAACAAUCCUCUUUACAUAGACCCAUCUCCUUGCAUAAAUAGCUCUACUUUUGGGUUCGGGUCUGGGUCUGGGUUCGUGUACGUGGUGUACGCUUCUGGGUUCAAGUAUUCUGAUUUGGGUAACUCUUGCCGAAUACUCCGGUCGGCCCUCGUAUCGGUGAGGACAGAUGAGGAGAAGAAGAGGCUUAAUACAUCCUACAAAGACAUCCACCAUAAACUCACCUAUGGCUUUCACCUUUCAUUCCUUAUUACAGCAGUAGAUUCAGAUCCAGUUUCCUGCUACAUCGAUAAAAAGUCCAACAAUAAGGUUGCAUGUGAUGAUUAUGAUUGCAGCCAAAGAAGAGGGACACUACAGUUAAUCCUGUGUAGGCUCAUGUAUUACCGUAUCCGGGAUUUUCUGUACCUAAUAUUUCAUGAAGUCUAUUAUGACGGAUCAUAUAAACUACUUCAAAUUCUCAUAAUUGCUCCUGAGAUGAUACUUGCAACCAGAACAAUAAUUGGAAUUUCAUUUGUUAUUGGUCUUGUCAUCUAUAAAUGGCGUAAGAGACAUUUAUCAAUAUACCAUUCAAUUGAGGAAUUUUUACAAAGCCAAAACAAUCUCGUUCCAAUAAAAUAUGCAUAUUCAGAUAUUAAAAAGAUGUCAAAAGGAUUUAAAACAAAAUUAGGGGAAGGAGGGUUCGGAACUGUAUAUAAAGGAAAACUUCGUAGUGGUCACUUUGUAGCAAUUAAGAUGUUAGGUAAAUCCAACACUAAUUGGCAAGACUUUAUUAACGAAGUCAUUACAAUUGGAAGGAUUCAUCAUGUUCAUGUGGUACGGUUAGUGGGUUUUUGUCUGGAAGGUUCAAAACGUGCCCUUAUAUAUGAAUAUAUGUCUAAGGGAUCUUUGAAUAACUAUAUCUUCUCUGGAGACCAAAAAAUAAAUGAUUCCUUAAGCGAUUUGGAAAUAUUUAAUAUCUCGCUUGGGAUUGCUCGUGGUAUUGCGUAUCUUCACGAAGGAUGUGAUAUGCAAAUUUUACAUUUCGAUAUUAAACCUCACAACAUUCUUCUGGAUGAAAAUUUGAUUCCCAAGGUCUCCGACUUCGGUCUGGCCAGAUUAUGCCCAUUGGAGAAAAACACAGUGUCCUUAACAGCAGUGAGAGGAACCACUGGAUACAUUGCCCCUGAAUUAUUUUACAAAAAUAUUGGAAGAGUCUCGUACAAAGCAGAUGUCUAUAGUUUCGGAAUGUUGUUGAUGGAAAUGGCUAACAGGAGGAGAAAUUUGAACGCAGAAGCUGAGCAUUCAAGCCAAAUUUAUUUUCCUUUAUGGGUGUAUGAUCAAGUCAACAAAGAGAAGGAAAUUGUGCAAGAAGACAUUACAAAUGAGGAACAAGAGGAUAAACUAAUAAAAAAAAUGAUUAUAAUUGCAUUAUGGUGUAUACAAUUGAACCCUAGCGAUCGCCCUUCAAUGCAAAAUGUCAUAAAAAUGCUAGAAGGUGAUGUUGAAUGUCUAGAAAUGCCUCCAAAGCCUUGUUUGUAUCCACAAGAGUCAUACAAUAAUGAAGAAGCUACUACGGAGGAGGCAUCAUCAUCUUUUUCUGAAAAUUCUCUUUAACAUCCAAUAAUGGAAAUUCAAUUGGGCUCGCAUGGUGGUGACUCAAGAGAAGGAUAUUCUAUCUUUGUUGUUGUUAAUUCAAAUAACAUAUUAAGGCAGUGCCAUGUGGAUUAUUGCAAUAUUCAUUAGAAACAAAUCAAUUACAAAAAUUUGUAUGAGUGAUUCUUCCGUAUUGGCACUUUAUUGUUUCUGUGUUUAUUAGUUUGUUUAAAAGCCUGAAUUAAAGAUAUGUGAAAAAUUUAUUUAUUUAGGACCAUAAUUAUAUAUAUAUAAAGUAUGGUAAAUAUUA